AUGAUAAAAGAGUGUGGUUACCUGGCUGACCAGUGCUGGAAUGGAGGCUGUGUCUACCUGAUCAUGCUGCGGAGAGUCAAACGAAAGGCCCCCCUCCCUCCCUGUGAUGUGAAUGGCAUGGUCAGUCCUCCUGUCUGCAGUGACAGGUGUGAAGACCAGCAGCUAUCCAGAGCUGCCCCUCAGCUCUCUGACGCACCAGCAAACUGCAAACGCACAAGAAAGUUUGGUGUCAUAUCACGAUCAUCCUUUAACCGAGACAACAGGGACAGUACUGGCUCAGAGCUCCAGAGCUGCUACAAUGGUUUCAGUUCUUCUGUUCCCGCUGAUGCAGAAGUCAGUUCUCCAGGUGAGGAUGCAGGUUACAUCCUCUCCACACAUACACCCACAGAAGAAAGCCCAGACACCCUUCUUCAGGUGAGAGCACUUCCUCAGCAUCUGCAUAGUGGAAGCACCGCCACCCUGCCAGCGAGGUGUCACAGUCAGCCGUCGAAAUGCAAAAAGGAUUCGUUCAGCAGUGAAUCUUCAAGCCAGCCCAGAGAGGGCAGCAACAUCUGGAAGAUGCAUAUGGUGAAAGGUCAGGAGGGCCUGGGCAUACAGAUAACAGGGGGGCGGGGCUCCAAGCGCUCUCCUCAUGGCAUCAUUAUAGCUCAUAUAGAGGAGGGGGGUGCCAUUCACAGGGACGGGCGUCUUCAUGCUGGUGAUGAGCUGCUGAUGAUAAAUGGUGAGUCUCUGUUAGGUCUCACUCAUCAGGAGGCUGUUGCUAUUCUCCGCUCUACUACUGGUCUGGUCCAACUGGUGGUGGCCAACAGGGAGGAGUCAGAAGUGGGUUUUGAGCGCUUCCCUUCUACCAGUCUGCCAGACCUGGUCAGCACCUGCAGUUCCUCGUCCUCCCUGUCUCACACUGCUGUCCCUCGUUCACCGCAGACUUCCAACAGCAGCACGAGUCUGCACAACCCCUUCCUGUUUUCUAACCUGAAAAAACUCGAAGAACAAAGUCAGGUAGAGGCACCCAAAGGAUCCUGCAGCAGCCCUACACCCAUGAAGCUCUGCAGUCGAUCCCAAGGGGGGAGCAGUCGCCUGGAGUCAGUGGGUGAGGAUGAUGAGCUGUUUGUGGAGAACGGUGUGAGCGGCUGUGAAGUGGUCGAGAAGCCUCCACCUGGCCGACGUAAACACUCUCUACCUCAACAACUAGAUACUGCUGGAGUGAGACAGGAGUAUCAGAUAAUUAAGAAAUCAGCCCGCUCCCUGAGCACUGUUCAAGUGGAGUCUCCAUGGCGACUGGCACAGCCAUCUAUUAUCUCCAGCAUAGUGCUGAUGAAAGGCCAGGGCAAGGGCCUCGGAUUCAGUAUUGUUGGUGGGCAGGACUCAGCACGUGGUCAGAUGGGGAUUUUUGUUAAAACCAUUUUUCCUCAUGGAGCUGCUGCAGCUGAUGGACGGUUGAAAGAGGGAGAUGAGAUUCUGGAAGUGAACGGAGAGUCUCUCCAAGGACUCACACACCAACAGGCCAUCCAGACCUUCAAGCAACUGAAAAAAGGUGUCGUGACACUGACAAUUCGCACUCGUCUGCGCAGUCCCAGCCUGACACCCUGUCCGACCCCCACCCUCCUCAGUCGCUCCAGCUCACCCAACUCCAACACCAGUGGAGGAACACCUGUCCCCUCAGGGUUUGAAGAGGCUGAUAGCCGCAAGGGCCCGGUUCCCGGUCCGAAAGACUGCGUCAUCAUGGAGGUCACCCUUAAUAAAGAGCCUGGUGUUGGUCUGGGGAUUGGAGUUUGCUGUCUGACCUUGGAAAACUCUGCUCCUGGCAUCUACAUCCACAGCUUGGCACUGGGAUCUGUGGCCAAGAUGGAUGGCAGGCUCAGUCGAGGAGAUCAGAUACUGGAGGUGGACUCAGUCAGUCUUCGACAUGCUGCUCUCGGUGAGGCUUAUGCCAUCCUCAGUGAAUGUGGCCCAGGAUCAGUCAGUCUCAUUAUAAGCAGGCACCCAAAUCCUAAGGUUUCAGAACAGGAGAUGGAUCACAUUAUAGCUCGAUCCACACACAGGGACAAAAUGAGCAGGAACAGACACUCAACUCACUCCCAAGGUCUGUCCAGUAAGAGCCCCUACCCAACGAUGAAGGACAGACAGGGAAGUGGCUCGCCUGCUCUCAGCUGGACCAUGAAGAGAUUCCUUGAGCCUGCCAGCAGACAGGGGUCCCUGAGCUCUGAGACAGAGUUAUCUCAGUACUUCUCCCAGGACGUGUCCAGCCACUCGUUCCUGUCUGACUCCAUGCUCAUGGGCUUGAACAGUGACGAGGCUCUCCACCAGCAGAGGUGCAGUACGUCCAUGGAUGACAGCACGUCACAGACACAUGCAUUCACCCCCUCCCUAAUAGAGGUGGAGAGUGGUCCUGUGUACAACACUUCACACGACAAGACCCCUGUUCCUCUUGAUCACCAUGGAGAGGAAGUUUGCCAGCCCAUUGCCGUCUCUAGCCCCACUUCAGUGCGAAGCCCACUUCUCCGCCAGCGACGAGUGAUGUGUUUUGAGGAGGAGUUCAGUGAUGAAGAGGACGCUGGAAACACUGAGCACUCCCACAGACCAACAAAAUCUGAUUCUGUUAACUUAAGUGAUGCCCAAACUUCCCAGUUUUCCAAAACUGAUUCAAUGGUUGAUGUUGCUACAUCUGUUACAUCAUCAUUAGAUGUGGAUGGGGACAGUAAAGAUGGUGGGGAUUUAAAGAGGUGGGGAAGCAAUGAUAUGACAACACCACUCAAUGGAAGUUUCUUACAGCAAGUGGAAAGUAUUACCAAUAAGUCAAAGUCACCUGGUUCUGAGUCGCCCUUUAUGCCCAUCCGAUGUCACUUAGAUGAAAAAGCAGGGUUGGCAAGCAGUACGAGCUCUGUGCCCAGUAAUUUGACCAUCAGUAGUGAGAGCCAUACAAAUCCAGAUGAUGGACAGUUGGAGUCCAAGCGCUCCCCCAAGCUUGAGCAUAAAGCAGUUACGCGGGUCAAAAGUAUGAUGAGCAUUGAAGCCCCAAACCUGCUCCAGCAGCCAAAGUCCAAAGUUGAUGAGCUCUCUCUGUCACAGCCCUUAUCCCAGCCUACACAGUGUGGGAAAAGCCCUGGGGUUGCUGGUGGGUCGAUAUCCCAUCAGCAGUGUAAGAAGGGAGAGAUCAGUGAACUAGUGGGUGUUUGUGCCAUUGACACUGUGACCCUGCGGAGAAGUGAAGAUGAGUCUUUCGGGCUUGACCUGGAGAUUAUGUCGUCCCCUCUGAAAGUUGUCAUCACAGGGUUGAAGCCUGGAGGUGCAGCAUCAAGGGGAUCUUCAGCCCUGCUGUGUCCUGGAGAUGAGAUUGUAAAAAUUGGAGAAAAGCUAGUGUGCUCUUCAAGUUACCAGGAAAUCUGUGAGCUGAUGCACAACCUUCCUAUGACACUGUGCUUAGAGGUCAAGAGACCAGUUUCAGCUGUAGAUCAACUGUCCAGUUUGAUAAUGUCAUCAGGGAGCAGUGAAGGAGCCAUCAGACGGAAUCCAGCCAGAGCUGCUCAUGGAACAUCUGAUGAAGGACAAAUAAUCUGUGCAAAUUCAGGGAACCACACGACCCACACAGAUCAUGACUUUCACAUACCUGUCACCAAUAUAGAUGACAUUUUAUUAGAAGUGAGCCCCUGUGGUGAUAAAAAUAUACGCAUGAAUCCCCCCUACAAGACCUCAUUAAAUGAGCCUAUAUCCUGCUGUUCAAGCCAACACACUGUGGCCCUGUGUGAAGAAACUGCCUUUCACGUUCCAACACAGCCCACUCCCCUGGACUGCUCCAUCCUGGAUGCAGGAAAUGAAAAAUUUGCCACACUCCCUGUGGAGACAUCACAUGUGAACCAACCAAAGGAAAAUUCUGGGUCUAAAAUCAUGUACCCCAUAGGAGAUGACAGUGAUUCAAACAGUGAAUCCACCGCUGACAGCAGCCUAAUGGUCAAUAAGAUAGUCAGCAGCGGUGCACAUCUUCAUGAGCUCUCUUCAGAUGAGGAAGAAGUGGAGAUUUUUUCUUGUGAUGUCCAGCAACCCCCUGCUGGUGGACAAUUUUAUUUAAGCCAGAAACUGAAAAUGUCCUCGCUCUUUCAGGAUGGCAGCAGUCAAGAUACAAACCUGACUCAGACCUGUGAUGGGGUGCAGGUUUCCUCUGAGGUCUCAGCGAGUAACAAAGAAAACUCUGUGACAACAAGCCAGUGCUUACAGCUUUCUCAGUUGUUCAGUGACUCCUCCACAGACCAACCACGCCACUCUUCUAAUGGUACAAUACCCAUGUCUUCUACAGAGUGCCACAUUAAUAGUGCCAUUCAAUCCUGUGACAGAGUAUGCAUAGCACCCACUUCUGGUAGCUUAAGCAUUUACAGCAGCCCUUCCCCUCAACAUGCCCCUAGUGUCACAGAGGGUAUGACUAAAAAUCUGCAUGCAGAUGCCUCGCUGACAUCAGAUUUACAGAAGCAUUUGAACAGAAACCUAUCCCUCUUGCCUUUAAUGGAAUCAGAGGCCUCAUGUUCACACAUUAGUAGAUCAGACACAAGAGUGCCAGCAUCAGUGACAAACAAAGAAAAAGUAUUAAAAUGUAGAACUAAUUUAAACCCCAAUGCUACCUCAUCACUUGCCAAGACCACUAGCCCAAAAUUAAAGAAUGAUUCAGACUGUUCUGUGUGGAGCAGUAUCUUUAAACUUCAGGUUGAAUCUCAAAUCAGACCAAACACUGCUCCCAAACUGAAAGGCCUAAGUAUUAAGAGUAAGAACAAACCACAGGAAGAGCCCCUCCAAAAACCUACCAGAACUGAAAGUCAGUUUUCUUCAAACACCUUUUCCUCUUUGACCCAGUCAGCAAAAUUAUCACAAGUGACAGACAUGUCCAGUUGUUCGACAGCCAAUAACCAGACUGAUAUAAACAGCUGCCUUGCUUUGCCAAAAGUUAGUGACAUAAGUCAAGUUACACCUGAGCACAGGCUUGCAGAUGGCCCAUUACAAACUGUGCAACAAGCCAAAGAGAAUGGCAUCCAAUUAGGUUCCAAUGCAACAGCCAAACCACAAUCACUCCAACAUUCCACUCAGAGAACAUUUAUAGAAGUUAAGCUGUCUUCCUUAUCUGGUUCAUCCUCAGCACUGCUGACACACUAUGAAAAAGGUCAUUCAGAAGAUUCUAAGCACACUCAAAGAGGCACACAUGCAAGUUUAUCACCAAUGCUUUGUCCUGACAUUUCCACAGAAGAAAAAACAAAUGCCAAGGUCUGCAACACAGGAUUUAAUUCAACCACAAGUAAUAGCUCAAACCCAACUUAUAUUGUGGAGACAAGUGACACCCUAAAGUCCAGCACAUCCAGACUGUACAUAAAGACAAUGGAAAGGCGAAGUUUCUCAACAGACAACACUUUGUCAGCAGACUACAACCCCUUCUCUGUCCGACACAAGAUAAAGUCUUUUGAAAACCUGGCUCACUUUGACAAGCCUGUGGCUAGAAACAAUGACAUUCAGUCAUAUGCUCUGGCAUAUAGAGCCUCACUUAACCAAAGGAUUGCUGGUUAUAUUGGUUUGGUUAAUUCUAUUGGCUCUCGGACACGGCAAAGGGGUCUUACCUCUUAUGUGGUGACUCAAACCCCUACCACACCCUGCUCACCUUUUCUUGGUAAACCCAGGUCUAGCAUUACACCGAUGAACCUUGAGUAUCCAGAUACAAGCUGCAACAUAACUCCACUGUUGGAGGACAAUCCUGAGGCUGGGGUUCAAAAUAUGCCAGAUGGGAUUACUUCACAGACCCCUCCGGUGCUGCGGAGGAAACAUGGCAAACUUCCCCGCAGCAGGAUGCAGCAGCUCAGGGCUCUCAGUAUGCCUGAACUGGAAAAGCUAUGCACAGAGGACUUUGCUAGAGAGCAUGGUACAAGCAUAGAUAAAACUGAGCCAGGAAUCCAUCCUACAAGUCUUUCGAAGGCCACAGGAACUAAGAGAUGUCCACCCUCUGCAACCCUGACAAAAGUAGAUGUUAACAUGGUGAACCAAGGUGAGCCUGGAUCCACAGAGGAGACUCCUCAGAGACCCUCCGAGACCCAUGGACAACAGCCCAGCUGGUCAAUCAGUUUAAAGGAGCUGGCUACCUCUCCUGUGAGUCAGUGUAAGCUGCAAACACUGCUGCUCUCCCUCACAGCUAGAUCAUACGUGGAGUCCCUGCUUCAGGAGGCCAGGGCCCUCUCUGAGGUUAAUGUCAUAACUCAACUUGUGGUCCUGAGUAAAGAAGAGGGUUCAGGGCUUGGUUUUAGUAUUGCUGGUGGAGUUGACCUUGAGCAGAAGGCAAUAACUGUUCAUCGGGUCUUCACCAAAGGUGCAGCUAACCUCGAAGGCACGAUCCAGAGAGGUGACAGCAUUUUAUCCAUAAAUGGCACAAGUCUGGAGGGUAAAACCCAUGGAGAGGCUGUGUCCUGCCUUCACCAGGCCAGGCUGACCAGCCAAGCCUUAGUAGUCGUUUGGAGAGACAGUGAACUGAGUGCCUCUGAUAGACGUGACUCGGUCAGCCAGACAAACAGUGUGCAUUCUCCCAGGAAGUGUUUGGAAGCUGGGGCAGCGUUGGAUGGUGGUCCAGAUGGUGCUUUAAUGGUGGACCUUCAUAAGACCUCUGCUGGCCUGGGCUUCAGUCUAGAAGGAGGGAAAUCCUCAAGUCAUGGAGACAGGCCUCUCAUUGUCAAACGCAUCUUUAAAGGAGGCGCUGCAGAGCUGUCGGGGCUUAUCGAAGUUGGCGAUGAGGUCCUAUCUAUCAAUGGCUGUUCUCUGGAAGGUCUCAUGCACCAUGAUGCCUGGAAAAUCAUCAAAGCCACAAAUGACGGACCCAACCAACUUCUCAUUCGCAAGUGGAGUACCUGACUGUAAUGAACAAAAUAUGGAAACCUCCUGAAAAGGGACAAUGUGAAGCUGCCCCCAAAACAGGGUAUGGAUGAGCAGCAGAAACCAGGACACGUUUUUUUUCCCACUUUUUUAUAAAUUUUCUGAUGGACUCCAUUGGAGAUUUUGUGUUUUGUCUUGUUACCUGUGUUUGUAAUAAAAAUAGGUCAAUUGAUUGACCUUAUUAUUGUGGUGUAUAAUGCUGAAUUAUGAUUUAUUUCGGAUGGGAAGUGCAGUUUGUUUACAGUAGAUUUACUUUGGAAUGAUAAAAUAUGGUUCUUGGUUGUGCUUUCUUAAAAUAAAGUCACUUUGUGAAAA
Messenger RNA from Paralichthys olivaceus (Japanese flounder), 7203 nucleotides. The record is from RefSeq and is a predicted model, not a curated record. Lineage: Eukaryota; Metazoa; Chordata; Actinopteri; Pleuronectiformes; Paralichthyidae.